Oldenlandia corymbosa var. corymbosa is the source of this 1920-nucleotide messenger RNA. The record is from the annotation of a GenBank genome assembly. NCBI's taxonomy places the organism in Eukaryota, Viridiplantae, Streptophyta, Magnoliopsida, Gentianales, Rubiaceae.
UAUUCCUUGUAGGUUUUGUGGUAGAAUAGUUAAAUUGGUACGUAUGGAAUUAAAGUGUUAAGAAUUUUUAUUUUUUUUAACUAAAAAAAAAAAGUGGAUAAUGCUCAAAUUCAAAGAAUACUUACAUGGUGGUUCAAUUUGUGAAAAUGAUUCGAAGGGUUGUUCAUUUGUUCUUCUCAACUUCUCAUUAUUAUUCAUUAUCAUAACAACGCAAUAAUGUUGGUUUUGCUAGCUUGAAUUUGAAGUUCGGGAUUGAAUGAUAGCCAUUCAUUUCCAUUCUACUAUACCACAAGAAUAUGAUAACGAAAUUGCAAGCUACUUUUCACUGUUGUUUUUUUAAGAACAAAAUGUUGGUACUAGAUAAUGCUAUACUUUGUGGUGGAAAUGGCAUUUCUCAUCUCUUCUUGCUCGAGAAAAGAAGCACAAGAACUUGCUCCAUAGUCGGAUUUGCAAAAAAGAACAACAAUUUCUCUGAAAAUUCAAAAGCUCAACAACUCAAAAUAUCACGCACACUUGUCGCGCAAUCUGCAAUUGGAGUUUUCGCAUUAGGCUUCGUGGAUUCCGGGUAUAGUGGAGAUUGGUCAAGAAUUGGAGUGAUAUCAAAAGAGGCUGAAGAUUUUCUUAAAUUGGCUGCUUUUUUUGUUGUGCCUUUCUGCUUCUUCCUUGUACUUUGGCUUUUUAAUAAGCAAUCAGAAGAAGAAUGAUUGAUUGAUCGAUUGAUUAAUCAGCAUUGGAUUUUUAUUAUUAUUAUUGGGUCUUCCUCGAAAAAAUCAAUGAUUUUGAGAAAUUUGUAAAUGUUUUUCUUAAUAGCCACACAUGUCGCCCAAAUUCAAUUAGCAUCGGUUUUAUAUUUCUUGUUGCUAAGCUUAGCUAGUGUAAUAAUCAUCAUCAAAUAUUAUGGUCGGGAAUACAUGCGCUUGUUAUGACCGUCGAGUUUUAACUAUUGUUCAAAAAUAGUUGAAGAUAUUCGAAUAUUUGAAUAUAUAUAUAAUUACUUUCUUUAAUGAAUUUGAAUUUUGAUGGAUUUUCUGCACCCAGUCUCCCUUUCUUACUUUUUUUUUUUUUUGAGCUUUACCAUCAUACCAUUCUCUGUCCCUUUCUUAGGAGUAGUGAUUCAAUGACAAAUACGUGCUUAUCAUUGAAGAGCAUCCAACUUAACUUGUCCAUAGCACUUUGAGCGGUUUAUUUGUUUUCAAAUUGUACAAAACCAUAGCCCAUGGACUGGCCAUUAGAGUCCGUAGCUAUCAUGCAUGAAAAGAUGUUAUCAUGCUAUCAUGCAAGGCUUUAUUGUCAAUUGCCUUGUCCAAAUUCUUGAACUUUUUUGAGCAAACCCUUUCUGCACGCUUUUAGGGGGAAAGGGAAUUAGAAACAACUAAAAUCAGAGGGUUAUUUUAGUUCCAAUAAUUUGACCUUUGCAUUCAUUAUUCGUAGCAGUUGCCUAAAUGAUCCACCAUUAUUAUCAUCAUAAAAGAAAGAUGUUUAAAUUCAUAAUUUAAACUAUCACUAUCAUGUGAACAAUUAAAUAAAAAAAUCCCAAAAAACAUGAAAGAUCGAGGAUGCAAGAGGAUAUACAAUUGACCUCAUAUAAGGGUAAUUUUGGUAAAAGGAUAAAAAUUUGCCCUGGAUGCUAAAAGAGUUGAUCUAACAAAAUGACUGGUCAUAUUUGAAAUAAGAGUGACUAACUCUAACCGUCUAUUUUUUAAAUAAAAUUUUAACUGUUAUAUCGUGCUCGUUAAGUGCACAAAAGGAGAAACAUUUUUAAUAUUCUCUAUGUUCUAAAAAAAAAAUCAUAUCCGGUUUAUGAGAUUUAUGUGGAAAGUUUCAAAAAUUAGUGUGAAUUUUUUUCUUUGGUUGGACAAAAAGUAUUGUUUUGUUGGACAUAAAAAAGUUUGUUCUUUCUUCUCUCUCUUUAUUCAAGCC